CCUACAUUAAACGCGCAUGCGAAUCCGAAGGUUAACUAAUAUGUCAACAAAUAAAUCAGCUGUUAAGCCGACGCACAGCAGCAGGCUGUUUAUAUGCCAUAGCCAGCAGAGCUCUCUUUAAAAUCUCAAACCGACAGUUUGUGCCCAUCGCUACUUCUCGAAUCACCAAUACAGUCACGUCUCGUCCUCGUCACCGAUAGCACUCGCAACUACCAACACUUUGAUCCCCAGGCACCAAUACACAGGGGCGCGCACCCCACCACCCUCGUACGUGAGAGCGUAGCAGCGGACCAGCCGAUAAAAUGAAUGAGAAUGAUAAGUCAGUUAAGUGCGAGAACUCCGCCGAGGAGGAGGAGGACGAGAUGUUCGAGCGUGAGUUGGCCGAGGACGCGCAGUGGAAGCGAAUUCAACAGAACACCUUCACGAGAUGGGCGAACGAGCGGCUGAAGGCGGCGAACAAGCACAUCGGCGACCUGGAAUGCGACCUGUCCGACGGUCUCCGGCUGGUGAGCCUCAUCGAGGUGCUCUCGCAAAAGCGGCUGCCGAAACACAACCAGCGGCCCACCUUUCGCUCUCAAAAGUUGGAGAACGUGUCCGUCGCGCUUAAGUUCUUGGAGGACGAGGGCAUCAGGAUUGUCAAUAUCGACUCUUCGGACAUCGUUGACUGUAAACUCAAGUUGAUCCUCGGUCUAAUAUGGACUCUGAUUUUGCAUUACUCAAUCUCGAUGCCCAUGUGGGAAGGCGAUGACGACCAGGACAAGGGCGCUACCCCGAAGCAAAGACUCAUGCAUUGGAUCCAAUCGAAAGUACCAGAUCUGCCGAUCACGAAUUUUACCUCCGAUUGGAACGAUGGCCGUGCGGUGGGUGCACUCGUUGACGCCGUUGCACCUGGGCUUUGCCCAGAUUGGCAGGACUGGAAUCCGAAAGAUGCAAUCCAGAAUGCAUCCGAAGCGAUGGGUCUCGCUGACGACUGGCUCAAUAUUCCUCAGCUUAUUAAACCCGAAGAGAUGGUGAACCCAAACAUCGAUGAGAUGUCAAUGAUGACAUACCUGUCACAAUAUCCCAGCGCAAAAUUAAAAUCAGGUGCACCUCUGCGCUCCCGCACGAAUCCAAACAGCAUCCCACCGCCGCGAGUGCGCGCUUAUGGUCCCGGUAUAGAACCAACCGGUCCGAUCGUCGGUGCGCCGGCCAACUUCACCGUGGAAACCUUCUCCGCCGGCAAGGGCAAUGUUGACGUCAUCAUCGAUGAUCCUAAAGGGAACAAACUACCGGUUGAUAUCAGAUUCAACAAGGACAGAAAUUUGACUUACUCGGUGUCGUACACGCCGAAGACGGAAGGUCCGCACAAGGUGAAAGUGCUCUUCGCCGGCCGGGAGAUCCCGAAGAGUCCGUACACCGUUAAUGUCGAGGGGCACGCCGGUGAUUCGAACAAAGUUACGGCGAGCGGACCUGGCCUGCAACCGGAAGGAGUUGUCGUCAACAGGCAUACUUUCUUCGACAUCUUUACGAAGGAUGCCGGUCGCGGUGUACCGGAGGUCAUCAUUUUGGAUCCACAGGGUAGUAAGACCACCGUGCCGGUGAAGCUGCGCCAAACCUCGCCAGACGUCUGGAGAUGCGAGUACGUGUCACCGGUGACGGGUCUACAUUCCGUCAAUAUUUUCUUUGCCGGCAAACCUAUACCCGGAAGUCCCAUCGGGGUCAACAUCGCACCGGUUUCCGAUGCGAAGAAAUGCAGAGCAUACGGACGAGGGUUGUUGUCUACCGGUGUCCGCGUGCAGGACAUCGCUGACUUCGUUGUUCUCACCAAGGACGCUGGCGAAGGUGUACCAGACAUUCGCGUAAUCGGCCCGGGAGGGGUCAAUCGACCGGUGCAAAUGACCAAAACUGAUCCUACGACUUACAAAUGCCAUUACACGCCAGUUAAGGAAGGUCGUCACGUAGUAAUGAUCACGUAUGGCGGUAAAGAGAUUCCCAAGUCGCCUUUCGAGGUCAACGUGGGUCCUUACAAGGAAUCCAACAUCAGGGCUUUUGGACCCGGUCUUCACACCGGCGUUGUCGGCCAUCCAGCGAAAUUUACAGUGGACACAAACGGUGAGACUGGUGCCCUUGGUUUCUCCAUUGAGGGCCCAUCCAAAGCGAAGAUCGAAUGCAACGAUAAUGGCGAUGGAACCGCCGAUGUUUCUUACCUGCCCACCGCACCGGGCCAAUACGCGGUCCAUAUCCUCUGCGAUAACGAGGAUAUCCCCAAAUCGCCUUAUAUCGCGACUAUCUCGCCGAAGACGGGGAAUUUUGACCCGGAGAAGGUUGAAGUACAUGGACCAGGAAUUCAGCCAGAAGGUGUUGCCAAAGAUAAACCGACACACUUUACGAUAGAUGCGAGGAAAGCUGGUCAAGCGGCUUUGGAAGUCGCCAUCCAGGAUGCUCUUGGAAAAGAAGUUCCAUUCAGAUUAGAUGAAAAGCGGGAUGGUACUGUCCAAGCGAACUAUACUCCUACAUCCAGUUCCCAACAUGUUGUGAUGGUGAAUUAUGGCGGAGUGGCCACGAAGAAAUCUCCAUAUAGAGUUAAAAUAGCCUCGCCUUUGAAUCCAGCUAUGGUCUCCGCUUUCGGACCCGGUCUUGAGAAAGGUGUGAAAUCGAAUAUUCCCACACAUUUUAACAUCGACUGUCGAGAGGCUGGCCCUGGUAAAUUGGAUGUUAAACUGCUGAACCCUGAAGGCCGGGAACUUCCAAUUUCAUUGACAGAUAACGAGGAUGGCACAUAUGUCGUAGACUACAUGCCCCCUCAACCAGGAAAUUAUACAGUGAAUCUCAACUACGGCGGCUUGAAAGUACCUCAGUGUCCCAUUAAAGUCAACGUUCAACCUCACGUGGACGUGUCCAAAGUUAAAGUGGAUGGUCUGGAAUCAACGGCCCCGGUGAACAGCCUGCAGCAGUUCCGCGUGAUAACCCAGGAAGCGGGCAGGGCGGCGGACUUCCAGGUAGCGAUCACCGCGCCGUCCGGCAAUCGCGUCAAGGCGCACGUCGUGCCGAGCCACGAGGGAUACCUCGUCAAUUUCACGCCCACCGAGCUGGGCGAGUAUCUGCUCGGCAUCAGCUUCGGCGGCGAGCCGAUCUCGAAUCAGCCCUACCGGCUCACCUGCGUCCACGGCUCCGAUCCGGGCAAGGUGCGCGCUUCCGGCCCCGGUCUCUCCCACGGGGUGGUGAACAAGCCGGCCGAGUUCGUGAUCGACACACGCGGCGCCGGCCAGGGCGGCCUCGGCGUGACCGUCGAGGGACCCUGCGAGGCCGCGAUCAAUUGCAGGGACAACGGCGACGGCACCUGCUCCGUCGCCUAUUUGCCUACCGAGGCCGGCGACUACGGCAUCAACAUCACCUUCAACGAGCAACACGUGCCGGGCUCGCCCUUCCAAGCCAUCGUCGUCCCGGACGCGGAUCUUUCGAAAAUCAAAGUCAGCGGAAACGGCAUCCAGCCACACGGUUUAUUCGUGAACAAACAAACGACUUUCACGAUUGACACGAGAGACAUCGCCAAGUCAAAGACCGACGAUGGUAAAGUGUCCUGCACUAUAAAUAAUCCCAGUGGCGGAAAGACCGAGAAGCUGAUUAUCCCUCAGGGUGACGGCACCUACCGUGUCAGCUAUACCCCUUUCGAGGAGGGCUGCCACACCAUUGACAUUCUCUACGACAACGUACCCAUCCCGGGUUCGCCAUUCUCCGUGAACGUGCAACGUGGCUCCGACCCGAGCAAGUGCAGAGCGUAUGGUCCUGGAUUGGAGAAAGGCAUCGUGAACAAGACAAAUCGCUUCACGGUGGAAACCAGAGAGGCCGGCAAUGGCGGUUUGGGUUUGUCAAUUACGGGCGACGGGGAGGUCAAGGCAGAGGCCAAGGACAACUACGAUGGUUCCUGCACCGUUGAAUACGUUCCCACGGAACCUGGGGAUUACGAGAUUGGCAUCAAAUUCGCCGAGCAGAACAUACCCGGCUCGCCGUUCAAGAUCGAAGUGGUAUCGGACUCGGAGGCGAGGAACGUGAUUGCUUAUGGACCUGGUUUGCAACCGGAGAUGGUACGCGAGGGUGUACCCGCCAAGUUCACGGUGGACACGUCCAAGUGCGCCAAAGCGGCACAGCUGGACGUGAGGCUGUCGACCGACAAGGGACAGGCGCAGAAGCCGCAAAUUAAGAGCAAAGGUGACGGUCUGUAUGAGGUGACGUAUCAGCCACCGCCUGCAGGCAGUAACGUGCACGUUGGCGUCACUUACGACGGCGAGGACAUUAACAGUAGUCCGUACAAGAUAAAGGUCUUGCCCACCGUGGAGCCCAACAAGGUAACUCUAUCGGGUCCCGGCGUGUCACCAGUCUGCACCGCGUCCUUCCCAACUGACUUCGUCGUAGACACUUCCAAUGCUGGAUACGGCGACCUUGAAGUGCAAGUUGUGGGACCGGACCAAGUACCGCGCCGGGUAGAAGUGCAGGAUCUCGGUGACGGAAAGUACAAGGCGACCUAUUUGCCGGACGACUGCGGCCGGUACAAGGUCAACGUGAAAUACGGCGGCAAGGAAGUGCCAGGCAGUCCGGUGAACGUGCAGAGCGUCUCCACCGGCAAGGCGGACCAGUGCAAAAUCAAAGAGGGCAUUCAGCACACCUUGGCUCAGGGCGAGGAGUACUGCAUCACCGUGGAUACCGAGAAUGCAGGCCGCGGUGCAGUGACCUGCCGCAUCCGUUCCACUUCCGGAAGCGAAGUCGUUGACAUUGACAUAGAAGACAACGGCGAUGGCACAGUUAACAUUUACUACACUGUCGCUGAUGCGGGAGACUACACCCUUAGCAUUAAGUUUGGCGGUCAACCCGUGCCUGAAGGAUUCUACACCUUUACUGCAUCCGAAGAAUAUCGGGAACAUAGCACACACAAAACACAACGAGGUCGCAAGUCACGGCAGAGGCAGAAUCAACACGUUGUCGAGCAGCGCAGCAGCUCAACUUUACAAGAGAGCUCUACUGUUACUACAAAGCGUAGCAGUCAGCAAGAAUUAUCGAAGAAAAACUUCAACCUUAUUCGAUUGAACUCCAUUCCUCUACCUAUUGCCAGCGGUGGCACAGUUACCUCCGAAGUGAAGAUGCCUAGCGGAAACGUGGACAAGCCGGUUAUCGAGGACAACCACGAUGGUACGGUAUCCAUCAAGUACGAGCCAAGGGAAGAGGGCCUCCACGAGAUUUAUGUGAAAUUCAACGGCGAGCACGUCCAGGGUUCUCCCUUUAAAUUCCAUGUCGAUUCCUUGGCGAGUGGAUAUGUAACGGCAUAUGGACCAGGUUUGGUCUAUGGCGUCUGCGGUGAACCUGGAAACUUCACCAUUUCGACGAAGGGCGCUGGCGCGGGUGGUCUUUCGCUGGCUGUCGAAGGGCCUAGUAAGGCCGAAAUAUGCUGCCAUGACAAUAAGGAUGGCACGGUGUCGGUGUCUUACUUGCCUACCGCGCCUGGAGAAUACAAGAUCACCGUUAAGUUUGCCGACAAGCACAUUAAGGGCAGUCCUUUUGCCGCCAAAAUUACAGGCGAAGGUCGCAAGAGAAACCAGAUCUCUGUGGGUUCUUCCAGCGAGGUGCAACUACCGGGUAAAGUGUCGGACGCCGAUAUCAAGUCCCUCAAUGCGUCCAUCACGGCGCCCAGUGGUCUGGAGGAGCCUUGCUUCUUGAAGAAGAUGCCGAGCGGCAACAUGUGCGUGUCGUUUACGCCACGUGAAGCGGGCGAGCACAUCGUGAGCGUGAAGAGGAUGGGCAAGCACAUACCGAAUUCCCCAUUCAAGAUCGACGUGAAAGACCGCGAGGUCGGUGACGCGAAGAAGGUUAAAGUCUCAGGUCCCGGUUUGAAAGAGGGCAAGACCCACGUGGAGAACAACUUCUCGAUCGACACGAGGAACGCCGGCUUUGGCGGUCUCUCCCUCUCGAUGGAGGGUCCGAGCAAGGCCGAGAUUCAGUGCAAGGACAACGAGGACGGCACCCUGAAUAUUUCAUACAAACCCACCGAACCUGGCUAUUACAUCAUGAAUCUGAAGUUUGCGGACCACCACGUCGAAGGCUCGCCGUUCACCGUCAAGGUCAGCGGAGAGGGUAGCAAUCGGCAGAGGGAGAAAAUUCAGAGGCAACGAGAGGCCGUGCCGAUCACGGAGGUCGGCAGCCAGUGCAAGCUGACCUUCAAGAUGCCCGGUAUCACGUCCUUCGACCUCGCCGCCACCGUUACGUCACCCGGCGGCGUCACCGAGGACGCCGAGAUCAAAGAGGCCGAGGACGGCAUCUAUGCGGUGGCGUUCGUGCCUAAGGAGCUUGGCGUGCACACGGUAUCCGUGCGUUACAAGUCCAUGCAUAUCCCCGGUUCGCCCUUCCAGUUCACAGUGGGUCCGCUUAGGGACGGCGGUGCCCAUAGGGUUCAUGCGGGUGGACCCGGUCUGGAAAGAGGAGAGCAAGGCGAACCCUGCGAGUUCAACAUCUGGACCAGGGAGGCGGGUGCGGGCACCCUCGCCGUCUCCGUCGAGGGACCCAGCAAGGCGCAGAUAGACUUUAAGGAUCGCAAAGACGGCAGCUGUUACGUCAGCUACGUCGUUAGUGAACCUGGUGAAUACAGGGUGGGAAUCAAAUUCAACGAUCAGCACAUCCCCGACUCGCCGCACAAGGUUUACAUCUCGCCGGCGAUGGGCGACGCGCACAAGCUCGAGGUCGCGCAAUUUCCAGAAAGCGGAGUCCAGCCGGACAAACCGUGCACCUUCCUGGUGCGCAAGAACGGCGCCAAGGGUGAACUGGACGCAAAGAUCGUGUCGCCGAGUGGCAUCCAAGAUGAUUGCUUCAUCCAGAGUAUCGACGCGGACACGUACUCGGUGAGAUUCAUGCCGACGGAGAAUGGCAUUCACCAGAUCCACAUCAAGUUCAAUGGAGUGCACAUAUCGGGCAGUCCGUAUCGCGUCAAGGUCGGGAAAGUAGACGCCGAUCCGGCGGCCCUGCACGCCUAUGGCAACGGUUUGAAGGAGAUCAAAACCGGUCAGAAGACCGAUUUCAUCAUCGACACCUGCAACGCGGGUUGCGGUGCCUUAGGCGUCACCGUGGAUGGACCCAGCAAAGUCGCUAUGGACUGUACUGAGGUCGAGGAGGGCUACAAGGUCAGAUACACGCCUUUGGUACCAGGCGAUUACUACAUCAGCAUCAAGUAUAACGGUUACCACAUCGUAGGUUCACCGUACAAGGUUCCUUGCACAGGCGCGGAUUUGGCGGAGAGAGGCGCGCAAGAGACAAGCUCGAUCGUCGUCGAGACCGUACAAAAGAUAUCAAAGAGCAAGCAGACCGGACCGAUAUUGCCAUUAUUCAAGUCCGACGCGAGUAAGGUGACGAGCAAAGGCAUGGGCCUGAAGAAGGCUUAUUUAGGAAAACAAAAUCAGUUCACUGUUCACGCGGGAGAUGCCGGUAACAACAUUCUGUAUGUUGGGGUGUAUGGACCCAAGGGACCGUGCGAGGAAGUUUACGUGAAGCAUACAGGCCGUAACAAUUACAACGUGAGUUACCUGGUGCGCGAACGGGGCGAGUACAUCGUGAUCGUUAAAUGGGGCGACGAUCAUAUCCCCGGCUCGCCCUACAAGGUCGAAGUUUAAGCCGCACCAGCAUCGACGACCAGACCAGACGCGACACGUUGUUGCAAUCGCAACAAUGGUUAAUCAAAUAGAACUAUGCGUCGUAUGUUUCGUUUGUAUGUUGUUACACGGGUCUUCAAGUUCACGUUUAACUUCGUCGAAUACAGAAACGAAUUAAGUGCCAAACUAGUAAUUCAACAUUGUUAUUCAUUUGGCAAAAUGUAUGUCUAAAAAAAUGAUCCGCCCGAUACAACGCACGUAUCUCGAUUUUUUUUUUAGAAUAGCAGCUCCGGAAGACAAUUAUGACGCCGACGAUCCAAAAGCGCGAUAUGACUUCUCUGCUGACGUAGUUAAUUCUCGUUCAUCUUUCCAAGGUUCUGGAGACAAUUCUGACAUCGUCAGAAUUUUGACGAUUUUUGUUGAAUCUGAAAUAGAGUAGAGUCAUGAGUAGAAGUGACGAGAGUUAAAACGACGAUACAGAAAAACACGUAGGUCAAUUAUUGUUGUUCGUUCAAAAACGCCAAUUGUGCCUUUGAUUCAAUAUAAAUACAUUUACAAAUACAGAGA
This is a messenger RNA of Pogonomyrmex barbatus (red harvester ant), 8174 nucleotides long. RefSeq names its product filamin A protein cher (gene cher). Lineage: Eukaryota; Metazoa; Arthropoda; Insecta; Hymenoptera; Formicidae. Gene Ontology annotation, biological process: actin cytoskeleton organization. The record is from RefSeq and is a predicted model, not a curated record. Gene Ontology annotation, molecular function: actin filament binding.